Laetiporus sulphureus 93-53 is the source of this 3027-nucleotide messenger RNA. Its product is annotated as Rad4-domain-containing protein. Gene Ontology annotation, biological process: mismatch repair; nucleotide-excision repair. The record is from RefSeq and is a predicted model, not a curated record. NCBI's taxonomy places the organism in Eukaryota, Fungi, Basidiomycota, Agaricomycetes, Polyporales, Laetiporaceae. Gene Ontology annotation, cellular component: nucleus; nucleotide-excision repair factor 2 complex; cytoplasm. Gene Ontology annotation, molecular function: damaged DNA binding; single-stranded DNA binding. The coding region runs from base 1 to 3027 and encodes 1008 amino acids. The transcript is spliced from 12 exons.
AUGCAGCAAAGUACCGAAAACAGCUCUGUCGCUGGAGCAGACAGCGACGACGACUUUGAUUGGGAGGAGGUCGUCGUCCCUCAGCAAGAGCAAGUUCAGGAGCUGCCCGCCGUACCGGACGCUUGGCAGGAUGACAUCCAGGAAGGCCCGUCGGAGAAGCCGCAUAUCGAGAUCACAAUACAGACUCAGAAGAGGGUAAAGAAGGGCACUCCGAAGAAGAACCCUCAAGCUGAGAAACUGUACGCUGAGCGCCUGGCUCGCCUGACAUGCCACCAGCUGCAUACUGUAGCCCUCCUGGCGAACGCUCGCAUACGAGACAAAUGGAUUAACGAUCCUCUCCUGCAUGCACGACUUAUGUCUCUCACGCCCCUCCCUUUGCAGAAUGCCUUCGCGACGAUCAUCAGGUCGCGCUAUCCCGACGCCGCGCAGCGCGGGCGCAUGUUCGAGGCAGCGAUCGUGCGUCUCACGGAGUGGUGGAGCAGCAGCUUCCGGGUCAUGCCCACGGGCCACCUCCGGAACCGCACCUUCGACGAGGUGCAGCGGACGCUCUCCGCGGACCCGAAGGGCAAGGGCAAGGCUCGGGCACGCGACGAGGACGACGAGGACGAUGACGAUGGGGAGCGGAUCCGCAGCGAGAAGAGCCUGAUGAAGCACGCGUUGAUGAUGCGCGGAUCGAGGGAUACCAGCGCGCAACUGUUCACGGCGCUUUGCAGGGCGCUCGGGAUCCCCGCUCGCCUCGUCGUCAGCUUGCAGAGCGUGCCGUGGCAGGCUGGCGUUGGGAAGCCCAAAUCCCCUGCGAAGAAGAGAGAGAAGGAUAACGGCAAGGGAAAGGCCAAGGCCAAGGCGGAAGAGGACGAGGAUGAAGAUGAUAUGGAUAUGGAGGAAGUCGCUAUCCCGGACGACAUCGAAGUGUUUCCGGGGAAUGGACAGCGUCUCGACGGACGUACGUCCACACCGAUCAAUAAUGGAGCGCCAAAAGGCAAAGGGAAGACGCCGCCUGUUAUCAAGCUGCGAAAAUCUCAUGGUCGCAAGUUGGGCUCGUCCUCAGUGCAAAGAGCCCCAGCCCGCGAACGCACCCCGGACCCGACCCUCACACCUCCUGUAUUCUGGACCGAAGUCUUCUCUCGAGCGGAUGCACGCUGGCUCCCAGUCGACCCCAUACGAUGCAUCAUCAGCAAACGCAAGGCCUUCGACCCGAACCCGAACCCCAACGCACCCAUCAAGCCGGACCGCACUCGGCCGCUGAAAGUCGAGAACCGGAUGGUGUACGUCGUGGCGUUCGAAGAAGAUGGUUUUGCGCGAGACGUCACGCCGAGAUAUGCGAGAGAGUAUGGUGCGAAGGUGGCGAAGGUGCAGCAAGGCGGGAAGGGGAGGAAGGAAUGGUGGGAGAGGAUUGUGCGAAUGGUGAACAGGCCGUAUAGACUGCAUAGAGACGACCUGGAGGAUGACGAACUGCACACUCAUCAAAUAACGGAAGGAAUGCCUACCACUAUGAUUGGCUUCAAAGACCAUCCAUUAUACGUGUUGGGUCGACAUCUUAAGCGAGACGAGGUCGUUCAUCCUGUUGUCGAACUGGGCAAGUUCCGAGGAGAGCCUGUCUAUGCGCGGUCCUCGGUGCUAUCGUUGAAGACUGCCGAGAACUGGAUGCGCCAGGGCCGCAAGGUGCGCGAAGGCGCUCAGCCGAUGAAGUGGGUCAAGCAGCAUGCUAUGACCGUCAACAAGCAACGCGCGAUAGAGAUGGCGCUGGACGCACGGAGAGAAAGGGCUGCCCAAGGCCUGCCAGAAGCCGAGGGUUUUGGGAGCGAGGACGGCGUGAUGCAGGGGCUGUAUGCUGAGAGUCAGACUGAGCUCUGUAUACCUGAGCCAGUCGUCAAUGGCAAGAUACCGAGGAAUGACUUUGGCAACAUCGAUCUAUAUGUGCCAUCUAUGCUCCCCGCAGGCGCAGUACAUAUUCCAUACAAAGGCACGGCUAAAGUUGCACGGCAAUUAGGGUUUGACUAUGCGGAAGCCGUGACCGGUUUCGAAUUCAAGAAACGACAGGCUUUCCCUGUCAUUACCGGCAUUGUCGUGGCAGCGGAGAACGAAGAAGCCGUGCUCGAGGCUUAUUGGGAAGCCGAACACGAUGCCGAACAGAAAAGACGUGCGAAACGGGAGGAACAGGUCAUCAAACGAUGGACUAAACUGAUACAAGGGCUUCGAAUCCGGCAACGACUGCAAGAACAAUAUGCACACCCAGACCAGCGUGGGAGCUCGCCUGCUGUUGCCGUUGACGAGGUUCGGACUUGCCGCCGCAGGCUCAAUUCAUUAUCUAGUCAGCAGCAGGGAGGUUUCCUCACAGGGGCAGAUGACGUCGUGCAGCCUUACACGCUGCCAAGAAAUUUCCAUCCGCACACAUCCACUACUAUAUCCUUGGCUGCGAGCAGGGAGGAAUCCAUGGACCGAUUAGAUGCCAAUAUGAUGGAGGAGAUUCCUUCAGAAACCCCUAGCGCCCUUCAACAAUUCGACGAGGAGGACGAGGAGGAAGGAAUGGAAGAAGUGGAGGUGCCGCACUCGACGUGGAAACAAGCAGAGCUGCCGGAAGAACGAAUACCGAAGACUAUACUUGAGCUCGUAGAAGAUGCCGCAAGGCAAGAAGAAGUACCUCUCAGCGGUGGACAGAAAGAAGUGCAAAUGAAGUCUGAAUUAGAGCCGGUCGCAAGAUCCACUAGGGCAGCAGCGAAACAAAUGGCCGCCUUUAGCAAUGGAAGAAUGACGCCUGAGAAGACGACAAUGCCAACCAGGACGUCGAGAGUCGCUGCUCGCGGGACAAGAAAGCGCACGAGAGAAGACGACGCCGAUUCAAAUCCAGGAAUGGAAGAAGAAAACGUCCCCUCGACUCGCGGUUCGCCUGCAAAGCGUGCGAAGAAAGCCGCUCCUUCUGUGCCUCCUUCGACAAGAGUUUUGCGCACACGCACGUCCAAAAGUGCGAGUAAGAUUCAAGAGGAGGUGGAGAUGGAAGACGCAUAUCGGCGAGCGACCUGCAAUUAG